AACUCAUGCUCUUUACAUUUUGGGUUCUUAAAACCCUAGCGUCCUCCGUUUCUCUCCACCGUUCCCCUUGUGUCUCUCUCUCGUCUCUUUGUUCUACGUUGGCGGUGGAAGCUAACAUGCCGAAGGUCUCGGCGCUGGAUAUGCCGGACGUGCCCAUGGGGCAGCUCCCGGAGCACCUACAGCUUCAGCGGACCCGCGUCGUUUGCAAGGCCGACGCCCCCAUCCAUACAGAGGCUAUUCAAUACUCUGGGGCUUAUGCGUCGAUGGGGGUUGACAAUAGCUUGCAGCUGGAAAGUUUCUGCAACAAUUUUAAAAUUGAAGUUAUCCGGCUUACCGAGGAUGAGAUUGAGUUUGAUAUGAUUGGUAUUGAUGCUUCAUUGGCUAAUGCAUUCAGAAGAAUUCUUAUUGCUGAGGUUCCUACAAUGGCUAUUGAGAAAGUUCUCAUGGUUAACAAUACAUCAGUUAUAGCAGAUGAGGUGCUAGCUCAUAGGCUGGGCCUUAUUCCUCUCAAUGCUGACCCAAGUCUAUUUGAGUAUCUCUCAGAAAAUGACUCUCCAAAUGAGCGCAAUACAAUAGUCUAUAAGCUGGAUGUGUCAUGUAAAAAAGGUGGUCCACGUAUGACAGUGAAGUCAGAUCAGUUGAAAUGGUUGCCAAGUGGAAGUGAGCUUGAAAUGACACCCCCUAAUCAAUCUGCAAAACCAAAAAGUUAUACUUCAUUCAGUUGUAGUCAAGAUUCCAUGCCAGAAUUUUCCAAGAAACCUCUGGGCGUGAAGCAUGAAGAUAUUAUUAUUGCUAAACUUGGGCCAGGACAGGCAAUUGAGCUUGAAGCACAUGCUGUGAAAGGCAUUGGCAAAGUCCACGCAAAGUGGUCUCCUGUUUCUACAGCAUGGUACAGGAUGCUUCCAGAGGUUGUACUAUUGAAAGACAUAAAGGGUGAUGAUGCAGAAAAGCUUGUAAAGAAAUGUCCAGUUAAUGUCUUUGAUAUUGAGGACCUUGGAAAUGGCGAGAAGAAAGCAGUGGUAUCCAAGCCCCGAGCCUGUACACUUUGCAGAGAAUGCAUUCGUGGGGUGAAUGAGGAACUUGUGGAACUAAGGCGUGUUAAAGAUCACUUCAUCUUUACUAUCGAAUCAGCCGGUGCUUUACCUCCAGAAGUUCUUUUUACUGAAGCUGUGAAAAUCUUGGAAGAUAAGUGCGACCGAGUGAUAUCUGAUCUUUCUUGACACUUGUUACUUGUCCAUGCUAGGUAGCCCAUGUAACAGUGUUCCUAGUCUUCACUUCCCUGGGAACUCUCAUGGACGAAGUACUAUGAAUAUAAUAGCAAUAUAAUUGUCUACGAAUGAGAACAUUCUCUCUUUUAUUUUUAA
Elaeis guineensis (African oil palm) is the source of this 1364-nucleotide messenger RNA. RefSeq lists its product as uncharacterized. The record is from RefSeq and is a predicted model, not a curated record. Gene Ontology annotation, cellular component: RNA polymerase III complex; RNA polymerase I complex. Gene Ontology annotation, biological process: DNA-templated transcription. Gene Ontology annotation, molecular function: protein dimerization activity; DNA binding. Lineage: Eukaryota; Viridiplantae; Streptophyta; Magnoliopsida; Arecales; Arecaceae.